UGUGCAUUAUAGCUGACACCAAGAUGAACACUUUACAGUUGGUUAUAUGACUGUAAGUCAUUCCCUUCGAAUGCUAUUGAAGUUAGAAACGUGUAUAACAAUGUAACUUUAGAGACGCUCCCUUAAUUUCCGCAUUUCUGCGAAUAUCGAACGUCCUACUUCAAACCAACUUUACGCCAGUUACAUUCAGCUCUUUUUUUCUCCACAAAAUGACGUAAGUGACUCAAAGUAACGGUUCUCACCAACUUCCCCAUUUUAGUUUCUGUUACAAAGUUGCAUUAGUUUGUAAUAUUCAAAACACAGCGUCUUAUUAUCAGCUACAUCAAACACUGCUUGCUAGACCAAUCCAGUAAAGCAGUAAUCCAGUUUAGCGUUUUUACUUCCAGAGUUGAAUCGCCGUGUAGUCCAUCGUCUCGGGAUAAGAAUAAGUGUGUGCUGUGAAGUAGUAAGCUACAUGUGACUUAUCUGUUUCCCUCUGACUCUGUGGGCUGAGGCGGAGAACAUUACUGGUCAUUUCCUGGAGCACAGCCUACUCUAAAAGGCCAUUUUCCUUUUUAUUAUUAUUAUUAUUAUUUUUUACCUCUCCAUGGAAACGGAUGUGCUGGAGCAGAAUUUAGCCUACACGACGUGUAACACACCCGUCCUCUCUCACUCCGCUCGCUCUUUAUCGCACAUUCUCCACAAAAUAGCACAAUAACUGAUCCAAACUUGAAGGUGGCUAAUAAGCAAGGCGCGAAAGUUGCCAGGUGCGUGAUGUUAACGCCGAAUUGGUUUCCUUUGAAGGUUUCUCAGGGUUUGUUUUUCAGGUUAAUUACAUGCAUGCUAAAUAUAUCAAAAUCCCCGUUGAAAUACCAUUAGUGACUCAUAUCAAACACUAUAAUUAACUCUUUAUCAUCAAGAUAUACUAGAAUGUAAAAUACACAGAAAUGCCUAACACACUGUAAAACUCUCAGUAAGCAGUGGGCUCUCCACACCGACAGACAUACACCUCUUCAUUGCUUUGUCAGCAUUCCUUUAACUGUAUGCACCAGCAGCAGCAAUACUACUACUGCUACUACUACUGUUACUACUACUACGACUAGUGCUACUGCUGCUACUACUACUACUACUACGACUAGUGCUACUGCUACUACUACAACUACUACUACUACUAGUGCUACUGCUACUACUACUACUACUAUGACUAGUGCUACUGCUACUACUACUGCUACUACUACUACUACUAGUGCUGCUGCUGCUGCUACUACUACUACUACUACUACUACUACUACUACUACUAAUAAUAAUAGUAAUAAUAAUAAUAAUAAUAAUAAUAGAUUAAGUGGGUGCACGGUGGCUUAGUGGUUAGCACAUUCACCUCACACUGCCAUGAGACUAGGGUUCGCCAGGGCUUGAUUCCCACUGCUGCCCUGUGUGUGCAGAGUUUGCAUUUUCUCCCUGUACUGCGAGGAUUUCCUCCAGGUACUCUGGUUUCCUCCCCCAGUGCAAGUUAUACAUGGUAGGCUGAUUGGCAUCUCCUAAGUGUCCGUAGUGUGCGAGUGUGUAUGUGAUUGUGCCCUGUGAUGGAUUGGCACCCUGUCCAGUGUGUACCCCGCCUUGUGCCCGAUGCUCCCUGGUAUAGGCUCCAGGUUCCCCAUGACCCUUAAGCAUAAGCGGCAUAGAAGAUGGAUGGAUGGAUGGAUGGAUAAUAAAUUAAGCUGAAUGAGUCUUUUACUGAAGGUGCACUGCUGUUUGACCAUUAGGGCAAGAAGGGGAUGUGAUAGUCCAGGAUGGAUAAUAGUUUGCUUAGUGUCCUCCUUUCUACAACCAUCUCAAAACUAUCUGGGCCAUCCCAGGACAGAGCCAGCCUUCUUUAAUAGUUUGCUGAGAUUCCUUGCUUCUCUGGCCCUAAUACUAGCCUACAGCAUAUUGACACAAAGAAGACAGCACUUAAAGAUAGACUAUAAGGUAUAUAACUAAACGAUAGAUACAAAGGAUAAUGGCACUACUUUCCUUAGAAAGGAAAGGGACCGUUUAGUACCAUUUUCUCUGAUAGUGGAUGUCUGCAGACAUAUACAGUAGCACAGAGCACAGGUCUACAGCAAUUUAGUACUGGAGACAGACCAAUAUCAAACAAUAUUUUUAAUAGGCCUAGGUGUGAAUGCAAAUCAUAUGGUAGUGGCGAAUGGGUGAUGGUAAAAAGCCUUACACAUUUACAAAGAAAGAAACCAUGAGGGACUUAUUCGCAAACCUCGGCUCAGCUACAGCACUGUUUCACCACCAGAGGACACUCAUACUAUGUCUAAAGCUCUAUCGCUUUCAAAAGUACUCCUUUCUUUCAUUUCUACUUUUACAUGUAAGCUACUUCCCCACAUGAGGUUCGUGUUGUGCACGUUUUCUUUUUAUCGAUAUGAAUGAAAUAAAAGGGGUGUCACUAUUAGGCAUCAUGGUUUACUCACGCCGAAAAACCGAUUCGUCUGAUCUAGAAGUUUCUCUAGAGUAAGCCCAUGUCACUUCCGGAUAAAAUCAAGAAAGGAGACGUUUACUGUCAUGCAGAGAGUGACAGAUUCUUGAAACUGUAUUCAUCUAUAGCCUACAACUUUCACACCGCAUUCCUGGCUGUACACUAUGCACUUUAGUCUAGUGUUAUUGUACUGUGUGUUUGUCUUUGAUGCUGUGGUUAUACACCUGUUGGGUGGAGCAGGGGAAGAGCCUAAGCUGAUGCAAACAGAUGUGCUGCCCUACAGCAGUGUCUGAGCAUUUACCUCCACACGGUUUAGUUAUUGCGAUGCACUUUUUAAUAACCGAAACGUAUUCGACAAGUGGGGUCAUGGGGUCUAAAUGCAACAUUAUGACGGAAGCGUAUUUACAUUCUUUAAAAAGAAGGAUUUAAUCAAACCGGAUUGUUUGUUUUGAGUAGUUUGAAUACUGCAGUUCUGUGUAAACUUCCACACGCGACACACUGCACUGCGUCGUUCUUUUCAGGUCGUCGUCUCUUAACUUUUUUCCUAAUGGAUCGCUUAAAGGUAGUUUUGCAAUAUUUCCAGUCGAAUUCCGAGUCCAUUUCUAAUGGUAUAUGCGUGCUGCUGGCUCUGGUAGCGGUGAAACUCUACACGAGCUUUGAUUUCAACUGCCCUUGUCUGCCGCAGUACAAUAAAAUGUACGCACUCGGUGUGAUGUUUGUUCCUCCGGUUAUUCUCUUCUUACUCGGAAUUUUGGUUAAUCGGCAUACUGGAGUGAUGAUGGAGGAAUUGGCCAGACCUACAGGCAGGAGGGCCAAAAAUCCAGCUGUUGUGAAGUAUUUGUUUUCAGCUAUGAUGCAGCGGGCCAUGUUAGCUCCCAUGGUGUGGAUCCUGGUAUCUUUACUGGAUGGGAAGUGUUUCAUUUGUGCCUUCAGCAUGAGCGUGGACCCUAAACACUUUAGCGGGUUUCCUAAUGACACUGGUCUGGAUCUGAUCAGGAUCAUGGCUAAAGUGCCCUGCAAGGAAGACAGCAUCUUCAAAGACAGUACUUUCCGGAAAGCUGUCUCACGCUAUGUGCGCUGUUACUCUCAAGCAAUAGGUUGGUCCAUCCUUCUCUGCCUUAUUUUUCUGGGUGCAGUGGCUCGAGUCAGUAAACCAUGCUUCAAUCAUGCCGCCUUUCUUCAGACACGCUACUGGAGCAAUUACUUGGACGUUGAGGCAAAGCUUUUUGAUGAGACUUGUGUACAUCAUGCCAGAGAGUUUGCCAAAAAAUGUGUAGUGCAUUUCUUUGAGAGUAUUGAUGAUGAUGGGGUUCUCAGGAUGCCACUAUCCCCCAACCUCAGAUUUAAGAAAAGCCAUGAUGAGAAUGAAGAAGAAGAUGAGCGUCUCCAUGGUGUGACCAGGAAGGAUCAGGUGGAUCACUUGCUCCAAACCUGGUUCCAAUGCAAACCUGAGCUGGAUGUCACCAAGAUGGUGUAUAGGCCCACUAAAUGUAUUACUUGGGAAGACCCUAAUGGACAUAUACUUUACUCAGAUGUAUGAAGUGACAGUAAAAUAAUAUAAAUAGUGCAUAUAUUUGAAGGAUCAAAUGUAAGAUAGAAAGCUUAUAAAAUUGAAAGAAUGUAAAUGUAAGGCAACCUGUAUUAGAUUUUAAAUGAAUUUAGCUCUUAAUUGUAUGGACUCCUGUUGAAAGGGAAUUUUCACAGUCAUCCCAGACAACUAAGUUCCUGUAAAACAUUUAUCUUAAAAGUGAAAUAUUUUUAUAUUUGUUUAUAUUUUUAAAACUUAAAAAUGUUCCACAAAACUUCGAGUAAAGCUUUGAUAUUAUGCUACCUCUUUAUUACAACAGUUGUAAAAAAAAAAACAAAAGAAGAAGAAAAGAAAAAAUGUAUGUUAAAGAUAUUGCAUAAAGAUAUAGAAAAAAAGAAUUUUCUACAUCUGACAAUUGCCUGACAAUUGUAUGUACUAGAAAGUUUGCACCAGACUUUCAGACAGUCAAGUUACUGUAGAAACCUUGCAUGUGGAGAUUUGCCUGUGCCAGGACUGGAUUUGUUUCAUUUUGCAUGGCUCUCCCCCACACACAUUACUCAGCAGUGACAUGCAUAUGAAUAUGAUGCAAAUGUAGAGAUUCAUAUGUCAGUAAACACAAUAAAGAGAUUUUAACGUCUA
This is a messenger RNA of Ictalurus punctatus (channel catfish), 4610 nucleotides long. RefSeq names its product calcium homeostasis modulator protein 3. Lineage: Eukaryota; Metazoa; Chordata; Actinopteri; Siluriformes; Ictaluridae. The coding region runs from base 2991 to 3983 and encodes 330 amino acids. The transcript has 3 exons. Gene Ontology annotation, molecular function: monoatomic cation channel activity. The record is from RefSeq and is a predicted model, not a curated record.